UCUGCUUAAAAGAUGGACUACAACUCCCAAAAUGCCUUCGUGGGGCACCCUACAAGGGCUCCACCUGCUUCCCGGCCGUGUGGCGGAGGACUACAGCUCCCAGAAUGCUCUGCUUCCUCUUUUGGGUGUUGUUGCCCCUUUCCCGGUGCCGGACGCGGUAGAAGCUAGCGAGAGUGCCAGGUCCUGGGUUCUCUGUGUCCUUCUCCGGGGCCAGGACGAGGCAGUGACUUGACUUUUGGGCGCCGAGCCCGGAGGGAGCGCAGGAGGCCGCUUUUCCUUCUGUCCGGCUUACCUCAGACUUCUCUUCUUCUUCCCUAUCCGUGGCCGCCUGGACGACUCCGGACUGACUGCCUGGGGCACGGGUGGCAGUCUCGGCAGCCAGGGCUGUGGCGAGGCCGCGGCCCUCGGGACGGCCGUAGCGGCGUCAGCGCUGGUGAGGAGGAGGAGGAGGAGGAGGGAAGAUGGCGUCGGAGCUGGAGCCCGAGGUGCAGGCCAUCGACCGGAGUUUGCUGGAAUGUUCGGCUGAGGAGAUUGCAGGGAAAUGGCUGCAAGCAACUGACCUCACUAGAGAAGUGUACCAGCAUUUAGCCCACUAUGUACCCAAAAUCUACUGCAGGGGUCCCAACCCUUUUCCACAGAAGGAGGACAUGCUGGCACAGCAUGUUUUGUUGGGACCAAUGGAAUGGUACCUUUGUGGUGAAGAUCCUGCAUUUGGAUUUCCAAAACUUGAACAAGCAAACAAACCUUCUCAUCUUUGUGGUCGUGUUUUUAAAGUAGGAGAACCUACAUACUCUUGCAGAGACUGUGCAGUUGAUCCAACUUGUGUUUUAUGCAUGGAGUGCUUUUUGGGAAGUAUUCACAGAGACCAUCGAUAUAGGAUGACAACAUCAGGAGGUGGAGGUUUCUGUGACUGUGGUGAUACUGAAGCUUGGAAAGAGGGUCCUUACUGUCAAAAACAUGAACUUAACACCUCUGAAAUUGAGGAAGAAGAGGAUCCUCUUGUGCAUUUAUCAGAAGAUGUGAUAGCAAGAACCUACAACAUUUUUGCUAUUAUGUUUAGAUAUGCAGUGGAGAUACUAACCUGGGAAAAAGAAAGUGAAUUGCCAGCAGAUUUAGAGAUAAUAGAGAAGAGGGAUACCUACUAUUGCAUGCUGUUUAAUGAUGAGGUGCAUACUUAUGAACAAGUUAUUUAUACCCUUCAGAAAGCUGUUAACUGUACACAAAAAGAAGCCAUUGGCUUUGCAACUACAGUAGAUCGAGAUGGUCGUAGGUCUGUUCGAUAUGGAGAUUUCCAGUAUUGUGAACAAGCAAAAUCAGUGAUUGUUAGAAAUACCAGUAGACAGACAAAGCCACUCAAAGUUCAAGUUAUGCAUUCGUCUAUUGUCGCACAUCAAAAUUUUGGUUUGAAACUUUUGUCUUGGCUGGGAAGUAUUAUUGGAUAUUCAGAUGGGCUUCGUCGAAUUUUAUGUCAAGUUGGUUUACAAGAAGGGCCAGAUGGCGAAAAUUCUUCUCUAGUGGAUAGAUUGAUGCUUAAUGAUUCCAAAUUGUGGAAAGGUGCUAGGAGUGUGUAUCACCAGUUGUUUAUGAGCAGUCUCCUUAUGGAUUUGAAAUACAAGAAAUUGUUUGCUGUUCGAUUUGCAAAGAACUAUGAGCGUUUGCAGAGUGAUUAUGUGACAGAUGACCACGACAGAGAGUUUUCAAUCGCAGACCUCUCGGUUCAGAUAUUCACAGUUCCUUCACUUGCUCGGAUGCUUAUCACAGAAGAAAACCUGAUGACCAUCAUCAUUAAGACUUUUAUGGAUCAUUUGAGACAUCGAGAUGCCCAGGGUAGAUUUCAGUUUGAACGAUACACUGCUUUACAAGCCUUCAAGUUUAGGAGAGUUCAGAGCCUUAUUUUAGAUCUCAAGUAUGUGUUAAUUAGCAAACCAACCGAGUGGUCAGAUGAUCUGAGGGAGAAAUUCCUAGAAGGAUUUGAUGCCUUUUUGGAAUUACUCAAAUGUAUGCAGGGAAUGGAUCCAAUUACACGUCAAGUAGGACAGCAUAUUGAAAUGGAACCAGAAUGGGAGGCAGCCUUCACGUUGCAAAUGAAAUUAACACAUGUCAUUUCAAUGAUGCAGGACUGGUGUGCUUUAGACGAAAAAGUGUUAAUUGAAGCUUACAAGAAAUGCCUUGCUGUAUUGAUGCAGUGUCAUGGUGGUUUCACUGAUGGUGAACAGCCAAUCACGUUAAGCAUUUGUGGACAUUCAGUGGAAACUAUCAGAUACUGUGUUUCCCAAGAAAAAGUUAGCAUUCACCUCCCAGUUUCUCGCUUACUUGCAGGUUUACAUGUAUUAUUAAGCAAAAGCGAAGUGGCAUACAAAUUUCCAGAACUCCUACCUCUAAGUGAACUUAGCCCACCCAUGUUGAUAGAACACCCUCUUAGAUGUCUUGUUUUAUGUGCCCAAGUACAUGCAGGCAUGUGGAGAAGAAAUGGGUUCUCUCUAGUAAACCAGAUAUAUUACUACCAUAAUGUGAAAUGCAGACGUGAAAUGUUUGACAAGGAUAUAAUAAUGCUUCAGACAGGUGUCUCCAUGAUGGAUCCAAAUCAUUUCCUGAUGAUAAUGCUCAGCCGUUUUGAACUUUAUCAGAUUUUCAGUACUCCAGACUAUGGAAAAAGAUUUAGCUCUGAGAUUACCCAUAAGGAUGUAGUUCAGCAAAACAACACUCUAAUAGAAGAAAUGUUGUACCUCAUUAUAAUGCUUGUUGGAGAGAGAUUUAGUCCUGGAGUUGGACAGGUAAAUGCUACAGAUGAAAUUAAGCGAGAGAUUAUCCAUCAAUUAAGCAUCAAACCUAUGGCCCAUAGUGAAUUGGUGAAGUCUUUACCUGAAGAUGAGAAUAAGGAGACUGGCAUGGAGAGCGUAAUUGAAGCAGUUGCCCAUUUCAAAAAACCUGGAUUAACAGGACGAGGCAUGUAUGAACUGAAACCAGAGUGUGCCAAAGAGUUCAAUUUGUAUUUCUAUCACUUUUCAAGGGCAGAGCAGUCCAAGGCAGAGGAAGCUCAACGAAAAUUGAAAAGACAAAACAGGGAAGAUACAGCACUUCCACCUCCAGUUUUGCCUCCAUUCUGCCCUCUAUUUGCAAGUCUGGUAAACAUUUUGCAGUCAGAUGUGAUGUUGUGCAUCAUGAGGACAGUCCUCCAGUGGGCUGUAGAACAUAACGGAUAUGCCUGGUCUGAGUCCAUGCUGCAAAGGGUGUUACAUUUAAUUGGAAUGGCACUACAAGAAGAAAAACAGCAUUUAGACAAUGUCACAGAAGAGCAUGUAGUAACAUUUACCUUCACUCAGAAGAUAUCAAAACCUGGUGAAGCACCAAACAACUCCCCUAGUAUACUAGCUAUGCUGGAAACACUACAGAGCGCUCCCUACCUAGAUGUACACAAAGAUAUGAUUAGGUGGAUAUUAAAGACUUUUAAUGCUAUUAAGAAGAUAAGAGAAAGCUCAUCCACCAGUCCCGUGGCAGAGACUGAAGGGACCAUAAUGGAAGAGAGUUCAAGAGACAAAGACAAGGCUGAGAGGAAGAGAAAAGCUGAGAUUGCCAGACUGCGCAGAGAAAAGAUCAUGGCCCAGAUGUCUGAGAUGCAGAGGCACUUUAUUGAUGAGAACAAAGAACUCUUUCAGCAGACAUUAGAACUGGAUGCCUCUACAUCUGCUGUUCUUGAUAAUAGCCCUAUGGUUUCAGAUACGGCACUUACAGCGUUGGGCCCAGCACAAACUCAGGUCCCUGAACAGAGACAGUUUGUUACUUGUAUAUUGUGUCAAGAGGAGCAAGAGGUGAAGGUGGAGAGCAAGGCAAUGGUUCUGGCAGCAUUUGUUCAAAGAUCAACUGUAUUAUCAAAAAACAGGAGUAAAUUCAUUCAGGAUCCAGAAAAAUAUGAUCCAUUAUUCAUGCACCCUGAUCUGUCUUGCGGAACACACACUGGUAGCUGUGGGCACAUUAUGCAUGCCCAUUGUUGGCAAAGGUAUUUUGAUUCCGUUCAAGCUAAAGAACAGCGAAGGCAACAGAGAUUGCGCUUACAUACCAGCUACGAUGUGGAAAACGGAGAAUUCCUCUGUCCCCUCUGUGAGUGCUUGAGUAAUACUGUAAUUCCUCUGCUGCUUCCUCCACGAAAUAUUUUUAACAGCAGGUUAAAUAUUUCAGACCAACCAAAACUGACUCAGUGGAUUAGAACAAUCUCUCAGCAAAUAAAAGCAUUACAGGUUCUUAGGAAAGAAGAAAGUAUUCCUAAUACCACUUCUUCAAAGAAUUCAGAAAAUAUGGAUGAACUGCAGCUCCCUGAAGGGUUUAGGCCUGAUUUUCAUCCUAAGAACCCUUAUUCUGAGAGCAUAAAAGAAAUGCUAACAACAUUUGGAACUGCUACUUACAAGGUGGGACUAAAGGUUCAUCCCAAUGAGGAGGAUCCCCGUGUGCCCAUAAUGUGUUGGGGUAGUUGUGCAUACACCAUCCAAAGCAUAGAAAGAAUUUUAAGUGAUGAAGAUAAACCAUUAUUUGGUCCUUUGCCUUGCAGACUGGAUGACUGUCUUAGGUCACUAACAAGAUUUGCUGCAGCACAUUGGACAGUGGCAUCACUUUCAGUGGUGCAAGGACACUUCUGUAAACUUUUUGCAUCAUUGGUGCCAGAUGACAACCAUGGAGACCUUCCAUGCAUAUUAGAUAUUGACAUGUUCCAUUUGUUGGUGGGCUUGGUACUCGCUUUCCCUGCAUUGCAGUGUCAGGAUUUCUCUGGGAUCAGCCUUGGCACUGGAGACCUUCACAUUUUCCAUCUGGUUACUAUGGCACACAUCAUACAGAUCUUACUUACCUCAUGUACAGAAGAGGAUGGCAUGGAUCAAGAAAAUCCUGCUGGGGAAGAAGAAUUAGAAGUUCUUGCUUUGUAUAAAACACUUCAGCAGCAUACAGGAAGUGCCUUGAAAGAAACACCAUCUGGCUGGCAUCUGUGGAGGAAUGUCAGGAAUGGAAUCAUGCCUUUCCUGAGGUGUUCUGCUUUGUUUUUUCACUACUUAAAUGGAGUUCCUUCCCCACCUGAAAUUCAAGUUUCUGGAACAAGCCAUUUUGAGCAUUUGUGUAACUACCUUUCCCUGCCAAACAACCUCAUUUGCCUUUUUCAAGAAAAUAAUGAGAUAACAAAAUUACUGAUUGAAAGUUGGUGCCAUAACGUUGAAGUGAAAAGAUAUCUAGAAGGUGAAAGAGAUGCCAUAAGCUAUCCAAGAGAAUCCAACAAAUUAAUAGACCUUCCAGAGGAUUACAGCAGCCUCAUUAAUCAAGCAUCUAAUUUCUCGUGCCCCAAAUCAGGUGGUGAUAAGAGCAGAGCCCCCACUCUGUGCCUUGUGUGUGGAACUCUGUUGUGCUCCCAGAGCUACUGCUGUCAGACUGAACUGGAUGGGGAAGACGUGGGAGCCUGCACAGCUCACACCUACUCCUGUGGUUCUGGGGUGGGCAUCUUCCUCAGAGUGCGGGAAUGUCAGGUGCUAUUUUUAGCUGGCAAAACCAAAGGCUGUUUUUACUCUCCUCCUUACCUUGAUGACUAUGGGGAGACUGACCAGGGACUCAGACGGGGAAAUCCUUUACAUUUGUGCAAAGAGCGAUUUAAGAAGAUUCAGAAGCUUUGGCACCAGCACAGUAUCACGGAGGAGAUUGGACAUGCACAGGAAGCAAAUCAGACACUGGUUGGCAUUGACUGGCAACAUUUAUAAUUACUUCACCACCAAAAACAUAAACUUGGAUUUUUUGUAACCCAGUUGGCUUUUCAGGAAAGAGAAUAGGAAAUAAAUUCUGCUGAAUUUGGAAAUAAAUUCUCUAUUUAAGCUUUUCUUCCCAGUUUUGUUUUCAUAGUUUCUGGCUCCAGGGACUGAUGAAAAUCAUCUUCUAUCAGUGGAUUUUCUUGCACCGUUCGCUGUGCCCCUCAAAUGUAACUGCUUGAGUUUUAGGAUCUAGCGAGGAGCUUCUCUUCCCAGGUUGAGCACAGCCCUUUUUGGGCAUCUGACUGUGUUUGACUGUUCCCAGUAGUCUGAGCCAUGUUACGUUACUGAUCACAAGGAACUCCAGGCCUGAAGCUGACUCAACAGCAGCAGGAAACAGUCUCUGUAAUCUGUUGGGGUCACACUUCCUGGUCCCUUUCAGUGACUCUCAACACUGGGACUAGGUCGCUGUCCCCUCUGCUGACAGGACCCUACCUCUAAGAGUAAAGCAGUGGAUUUUGGAAAGCGGCUAUCCCUUGUCUCCACUGGUUACGAGCGGGUUGGGGCACAUGCACAGGAGGAGCCUGUGGGAUGAAGGGGCAAGCCUGGUUGCUUCAUAUGCUGGGUGAUUUUCAGGGCUAUAGAAGUUGGAUUUUUAUUUUUUUAUUUUUAUUUUGUUUUUUUGCAAAACUUUUGGCUUUGAGAAAGAAACUCAGUUUAAAGGGCUUUUUGAAAACUUAGAGUAUCCUAAUUUUUCAGACAGUAUAUUCCCAUUUCUAAGUCUAAACUGAGAGAGCGUAUGCAUCUAGAAUCAAUCAAACACUAGCAGAAAAAAUGAGAACUCAGUGUUUUGAGGUUCCCCUACUCCUUCCAGCAUUUCCUGGACUAGAUGAAUUGCUGUUUACCUGCUGGCUCACUUAGAUAUUCCUGGGACAGCCUGUGUGCCCAGGCUUUUUAUUAUUUUUCAACAUUAUUGUUCUUACUAAGAGGUGCCUUCCUAGAAUGAUAGCCGCUUAGUAAAAUAACUUUUAACUUACAUACUGCACAGCCACUCUCGUUUGAUAUAUGUAUGCUGAGAGCUUGAAUACACACAGAGAGUGAUGGCAGAUUUAGUGGAGGAAGAAAUUCUGAGCCUCUCUAAGGUGGGACUGAGGGACAAAUGAAUAAUAAAAGGCUCUUGGAUUUUUUUUUAGCCAGCGCAAGUAACCCUUUCACUCAGUUUUUUUGAACUGCAUCUAAAAGUUCUGUUCCACUUAGCUUUGCAUACACUGCAAUAAACCUAGGAGGAAGGUCAGAAAUCCAGACCUUGGGUCAGAAUAAGUAGUGGGAAUGCAGAAGCCACAUUCACUGCUACUUCUCCAAGAUAGUGUGUGACAGGAGUGCCCUCUUCUGGAAGGAUGACCAUAACCCUUCUUGCUUGGGAAUGGCUCAUCAGCUGAGAGGAGGACCAACAGGAAGAAAAUCCAAAUUAGAACCCAGCACUUUACCCCUUUUUCUGGCCUUUCUUCCAUUCAUAAGAUCUGGGGCUGUGGAUGGCAGUGAUUUUAAUGUGUAUUUUGGCAUUUGUCACAUCCCCAUUCCUUUAGCUUUUAAGCCCAGCUUCUUUUGGCCUUUCUCCAUAUGUUCAUCAAGCUUAAAUUUAAAAUAGGACCAGGUUUCUCCCUCUAUAAAUGGAUUAUAAACAUUUCCACCAAAUCAUAGCAAUACUCUGGCUUUCAGGAAUGACUUCAUAGAAGUCCUUGGUUAGCAGAGGGUGUCCCUGGAUUUCGUUUUCUGAAAAUGUCGGGGAGUCUGAGAGAUGAUGAACUUACAUGAAAUAGCAACACACGUAUGCCCUUUAUUUUCUAGUGUGUGCAUCAUUAAGCUAAUUGUCUUCCUUACCUAAUGAAUCAUCUUAGUUUUUAUGAUUUGUUCCGCAUGUAUUAUGUUUAUUGUAGAAAUGUUUAUAUAACAUGCUUUCCAUAUCAGGGAAAAUCAUAUCUGUUUAAUAAAUUGGCUAUAACUUUAAUAUCUGUGGACAACUUGUAAAAUUUGGAAUGUAUCAUAUGUAAAAAGUUUAAAGAUAUCAAAAUAAAUGCUUUAGGUGUUGACAUUA
Lutra lutra (Eurasian river otter) is the source of this 7809-nucleotide messenger RNA. RefSeq names its product ubiquitin protein ligase E3 component n-recognin 2 (gene UBR2). Gene Ontology annotation, molecular function: zinc ion binding; ubiquitin protein ligase activity. Gene Ontology annotation, cellular component: ubiquitin ligase complex; cytoplasm. Gene Ontology annotation, biological process: ubiquitin-dependent protein catabolic process via the N-end rule pathway. Bases 462 to 5729 code for a protein of 1755 amino acids. The record is from RefSeq and is a predicted model, not a curated record. NCBI's taxonomy places the organism in Eukaryota, Metazoa, Chordata, Mammalia, Carnivora, Mustelidae. The transcript has 47 exons.